Molecule: messenger RNA, 2063 nt
Organism: Chenopodium quinoa (quinoa)
Lineage: Eukaryota; Viridiplantae; Streptophyta; Magnoliopsida; Caryophyllales; Amaranthaceae
Product: 7-deoxyloganetic acid glucosyltransferase-like
Exons: 2
Coding region: 406-1872 (488 amino acids)
Molecular function (GO): UDP-glycosyltransferase activity
Source: RefSeq, a predicted model, not a curated record
GCAACUAAAAAGUUGGACCAAGUUUGAUCGAGUAAGACCGUGAUGAACGGUUUGAUCUCACAGUCAAAAAAAUAGUAUUUUUUUUUUUCUUCAGAAUUUUGUUGGAUUCAUUUCAAUGUAAAUUUUUUUAAUAUUUACUAUUUGUUUAUUAUUUUUCACUUACAAAAUAAAGACAUUUAUAGUAUAAUUUAAGAUGUGCUUUUAAAGCGAUGAAAAUUCAAAUAACACAAUUGAAAAGGGAUCGAAGGAGUAAUGGUCUAUAUUCAAGUUUAUGUAUGUAGUCACAUAUAUAUAAGGCUUAUGAGUUAUGACCCCAUAAGCUAUUGAUUGAAUAAUUUCCCACCCAACUAACUAAACCUAUAAAAAAAAACUAAAGAAAAAAAUAUAUUGUUGUUUGAGAUCAAAAUGGAGCAAAUUUUACCAAAAAUUCCUCACGUAUUGAUUUUCCCUUUGCCAAUCCAAGGUGCAGUUAACUCUAUGCUAAAACUAGCCGAGCUCAUCCUCCUUGCUUCUAAUGGCCAAAUCCACAUCACCUUCCUCACCACGGAGCACGUCCACCACCGUCUCAAGCUCCACGCCAAGGCAGCCACCCGCUUCAACGCCUAUCCCGGGUUCUCUCUUCAGAGCUUCACGGAUGGCCUACCGGAAGAUCAUCCUCGUGGAGGCGACAAAUUUAUGGAAAUGUUGGAUGCUGUAGAAGCUGUAAGCUGCCCACUUAUAAGGGAGGUGCUAGUAAGAGAUUCAAAGUUUGUAGAAAAACCUAUAACAUGUAUGAUACCAGAUGGUUUAUUCGACUUUGCUUUGGAUGUUGGUAAAGAGGCUGGAAUUCCUGUUAUUUACUUUGAUACAAUUAGUCCUUCUUGCCUUUGGGUCUAUCUUUGCCUUCCUAAGUUAAUUGAAGCUGGUGAAGUUCCAUUUCAAGAAAAUGAUGAUUUUGAAGCACUAGUUAAUGUCCCUGGCAUGGAAGGUCUCUUGAGGCGACGUGAUCUUCCUGAUUUUUGUCGAGCCAACAAUCAUACUAGUAACGUUAUGAUCCAACGCAUUUCGAAACAAGCGAAGCAAUUUAGCAAGGCUUCGGGCUUUAUACUCAACACAUUUGAAGAACUAGAAGUACCAUUGCUUUCCAACAUUCGCUCUCAUUUUCCAAGUGUGUAUGCUAUUGGUCCCGUACAUCUACACUUGAAGGAAAGAAUAUCGCAAAACACAACACUAUCUUAUAACUUAAAUAGUUUGUGGCAUGAGGAUAGAAGAUGCUUAGAGUGGCUCGAUCAACAACCUCUAAAAAGUGUCGUCUUUUGCAGUUUUGGAACUCAAGUGUGUACAACCAAGGAAAAUCUCAUGGAGUUUUGGAUAGGUUUGGUAAAUAGUGGGAUUCGAUUUUUAUGGGUUAAACGACCACAAUCUGUUAUAGGGAUGGACGACAAUGUUCUCAAUUGGGACGAACAAAUACCUAGUGGUUUGCUAAAGAGUGUGAAGCAAAAUGGGUAUGUGAUAGAUUGGGUUCCACAAGAAGAAAUUUUAGGUCAUUCUUCUAUUGGAGGUUUCUUAACUCAUAGUGGAUGGAACUCGACAAUGGAAAGUAUUGUGGCAGGAGUGCCUAUGAUAUGUUGGCCUCGUUACGUAGAUCAAUUAGUUAUUAGCAGGCAUGUGAGCCAUGUUUGGAAGGUUGGAUUAGACAUGAAGGAUGUAUGUGAUAACAUUAUAAUAGAGAAUAUGGUAAGGGAAAUCAUGGAUAAAAGGAAAAAUGAGUUCCUACAAAAAUCAUAUGCAUUAGCCAAUUUAGCUACACAAUCGGUAAAGAAAAAUGGAUCUUCCUAUUGUUCUUUGGAUAAAUUAGUUGAUGACAUAAUGUCUUUUAGAUUAGCAAUGUGAGUAGAAAAGAUAAAUGUCUUGCUUCUUGACUUUGGUUUUCUAGUAAAUAAUGGCAUUUUACUCUAAGCAAUAUGCAAUUCUUAUUUUUCUCUGUCUAAGUUUGACAAUAUUUGGGUAAGAAGUUGGUUGCAAAGCAUAUUCGUAUGAUUUUUUUUUUUUUUUUUUUUUUUUUUUUUUUUGAGGAAACAAGG